AUGUCAGCAACAGAUAAAAAAUCUCAAUCAAAUUAUGGAAUGCGAAAAUGUAGUUCAGAAAAAAUAAUUACAAUGAAAAAUCCUUUACAUUUCCUAUUACAACCAAUUUCAACAUCAACAUUAGAAUUACAAAAAGUUCAAAUUUUAGAUACAAAUAUUUCAAUUGAAGAUGGUUUUAAUGUUAUAAUUGACCAAUUAUCAGCACCAGUUUAUGAUUCAAAAAAAGAGAAAUUUAUUGGAAUUUGUGAUUUAAAACAUUUUUUAAGUUAUAUACUUUAUAAAUUACCAUUCCCACCAACUGGUGAUUACGUCGAAAGUUCAAUAACCGAUAUGGAGUUAUUCCCAUUCACGAUAUUGGAUAAGAAAUCAUCAGUUCUUCAACUUUUGAAAUACUUUGAUACCGGUGUUCAUAGAGCAUUCAUUUUAAAUGAAAAGAAACAAAUUGAAAUGAUUACUCAAUUAUCAAUUUUGAAAUGGUUUAAAGAUAAUGCUCAUGAAUUUGGUGAUAUGAAAAAUAAGGAUAUCAUCUCUUUAGAUCGUACUUACAACCUUCAUUCCUUCUCAAAAGUACAUUCAAUCCUUGAUACCGAACCUGUCUUUAAAGCAUUUCAAUUAAUUCAAAAAUAUAAAAUUUAUGGUAUGCCAAUUGUUAAUGAUAAAAAUCAAAUAGUUGGUAAUAUUUCAAUUCAUGAUUUAAAAUAUGCAUCAUCAAAUUUAGAUAAAUUAUCAUUACCAUUAAAAAUGUAUGUUGAAGAAAGACCACCAAUAACAUGUGAUAAAUCUACAAAAUUAUCAGAAUUAUUCAAUAUAUUUUUAAAUAAUCAAAUUCAUAGAGUUCAUUUAGUUGAAGGUGGAAAACCUAUUGGUAUUAUAACAAUAACUGAUAUUAUUUCCAUGAUUUACAAUCAUACACUUUCAAGUAACCCAGAUAAUAAAUCAUCAUCAAUUCAAAUGUAG
Molecule: messenger RNA, 957 nt
Organism: Dictyostelium discoideum AX4
Lineage: Eukaryota; Evosea; Eumycetozoa; Dictyosteliales; Dictyosteliaceae
Exons: 3
Coding region: 1-957 (318 amino acids)
Source: RefSeq, a predicted model, not a curated record